Capsicum annuum is the source of this 405-nucleotide messenger RNA. RefSeq lists its product as uncharacterized. The transcript is spliced from 2 exons. The record is from RefSeq and is a predicted model, not a curated record. The coding region runs from base 1 to 405 and encodes 134 amino acids. Gene Ontology annotation, molecular function: nucleic acid binding. Lineage: Eukaryota; Viridiplantae; Streptophyta; Magnoliopsida; Solanales; Solanaceae.
AUGGAUGUUAUUGGGCCCAUAGAGCCUCCUACCUCUAAUGGACACCGUUUUAUCUUGAUCGCUAUCGAUUACUUCACAAAGUGGGUUGAGGCCUCAACACAUAAGGCCGUAACAAAGAAGGUGGUAUUAGAUUUUGUUCGCAAUAACUUGCGACCACAAAUAAAUGAAGCGGUUGAAGCUGCAAACAAGAAUAUCAAGAGGAUCUUGAAGAAAAUAGUGGACGGUAAUAGGGAAUCGCAUGAGAAAUUUCUAUACGCUUUACUUGGGUAUCGCACCACAAUCAGAACUUCUACUGGGGCAACUCCCUACAUGUUGGUUUAUGGGUCGGAAGCAGUGAUACCUGCAGAAGUAGAGAUACCUUCAUUGAGAGUCAUUCAGGAGGUUGGUCUAGACGACGUUGAAUGA